Molecule: messenger RNA, 1599 nt
Organism: Neurospora tetrasperma FGSC 2508
Lineage: Eukaryota; Fungi; Ascomycota; Sordariomycetes; Sordariales; Sordariaceae
Exons: 1
Coding region: 1-1599 (532 amino acids)
Biological process (GO): mannan biosynthetic process
Cellular component (GO): Golgi apparatus
Molecular function (GO): alpha-1,2-mannosyltransferase activity
Source: RefSeq, a predicted model, not a curated record
AUGGUGAUCGGAAGCUCGCCCAACUUGAGCGGCCUCAAGUACAUUGCUCUGAUCCUCCCUCUUCUCUUCACGGUCAUCUACUUUUACCACCACCGCCCCGCCAUCCUCGCCGAAGAGUCAACACGACUGCGACUUUUACCUCACGAGCCCAAUGAUUUCUGGGUCGAGUUCUUUGCCCGUCUCGAGGCAGCCCGACCUCAUUCGCCACCUCUCACGUUCAAGGAAAAGGUAGAUGCCUUGAACUGGGUACCCGACUUUGACCGUGCUCGCCCCGAGAUCUGGAAGCCAAAUCCCAAAGAGGUCAGUGAUUUGAGCAAGUCCCACGCUGCUUUCAUCAAGACACUCCCCGAGUUUGCGCGCCACCUCCCCUACGAUGCCGACACGACCGGUAUCGUGACAACAGCCGGCAAGGGCAACUUUGGUCAAGUCAUCACUCUGCUCGUGAUGACGCGCCAAUCCGGCUCCAAGCUUCCCAUUCAGAUCGUCAUCGACUCGUCCUCGGUUUGGAUUGACAAUCUCUGCGCAAAUCUCGUUCCGCAUUAUAACGCGGCCUGUAUCUACCUCGAAGAUAUCUGGGCACACCUGAACCCUCAUCCCCCCAAGUUCGAUCGCUUCCAGUGGAAGUUUCUCGCCAUGGUCACCUCCACUUUUCAGAACAUCCUCUUCCUCGACGCCGACAUCAUCAUAGCGAACAACCCCGACAAGAUCUUCGCUCCGGGCGCAGAGCCCUUCCAGUCUACGGGAUUCAUUGCUUGGCCCGACUUUUGGGUCCCCUCCGGCUCCAAGUACUUCUACCAAAUUGCCGGCAGCAUUCCCGUCCCGCAACUCACCGACCGCGCGAGCUCCGAAAGCGGCAUGAUCGUCCUCGACAAAGCUCGGCACGCCGACACCCUCCUACUCGCGUCUUACUACAACUACCACGGCCCCACGCACUACAUGGCCAUCCUCUCGCAGCACGGACCGGGAGAAGGCGACAAGGAGACCUUUCUCCAAGCUGCGUACGUCCUCCAAGAGCUCGCCAAAAGACCCGUCGAACACGGCGGCUACCGCCCACCCAUGGAAUGGACCAAGCUCCCCUCCGCCCAAGGUCAAAAGAAGGGGUUCUAUGACGUCAAGAAAAUGCCGAAAGCCCACGGCCGCAGCGCCAACGGGAAAUGGCGCGGCAUGUUCAUGAAGCAGAUGGAUCCUGUCGAGGACUGGCGGGCAUUGCAGCAAGCUGCCAAAGAAGCCAAGCAUCCAGCUCCCAUCGAUACCCAUUCCCCUUUUCUGUUCGACUCAUCGUGGCUGUCAACAGUGGGUAACCUCACGUUAAAGCAGGACCAAAAGAAAAUGAUGUUCUUCCACCACAACGGCGUCAAACCGGAUUUCUCGGACGUGGUCAACAGUAAAACGGGACUGGUGGAGAUGGAUGAGAAGACGGGCAAGCUUUUGCGCCUGUGGGGAGAUCCAAAGUGGAUUAUUGAGACCACGGGUAAGGAUCUGGAGAAGAUUUUGUGGUUGAGCACCAUGGAAGUGUGGUGUCGCUUGGAUGAGGACGAGUUUGAUGAUGUUUGUGGGAGGAUGUCGGAGAUAUAUGAGGCGGUUUAUGCUGAGAAGUGA